Molecule: messenger RNA, 372 nt
Organism: Mesoplodon densirostris (Blainville's beaked whale)
Lineage: Eukaryota; Metazoa; Chordata; Mammalia; Artiodactyla; Ziphiidae
Gene: C1H10orf105
Product: chromosome 1 C10orf105 homolog
Exons: 1
Coding region: 1-372 (123 amino acids)
Source: RefSeq, a predicted model, not a curated record
AUGAGCACAGAGGGCCCCAGCCCCCUCACCUUCCUCACAGCUCCUGUCACUCCGGGGAGGCUCUCAGAGGCAGUUGACCCCAUCCCCAUGUUCAUUGCCCUGGCCUGCAUCUUCCUCCUGCUGGCCACCUGUCUGCUGUUCAUGACCCUCUGUAAGCCCGCUGCGCUGGAUCCGAGGCGCCGCUGGGCCUGCGAGUGCAUGCCGCACCACCCGGGGAGCCCCAGUGAGCCCCAGCUCCGGCUCUGGAAGCUCCUGGGCUCGGUGCGCCGCUCCCUGCACAGCUUCCGCCGUGGCUGGUCUGCCCCAAGGCGCCCCCUGCCGGGCAGAGAGGACCACGACAACUGUGACCGCAUAGAAUCUACAAAGAUGUGA